Messenger RNA from Leguminivora glycinivorella, 561 nucleotides. RefSeq lists its product as uncharacterized. Lineage: Eukaryota; Metazoa; Arthropoda; Insecta; Lepidoptera; Tortricidae. The coding region runs from base 1 to 561 and encodes 186 amino acids. The transcript has a single exon. The record is from RefSeq and is a predicted model, not a curated record.
AUGGCUGAAGCGGCCAGGGACGCUAACGUCGCAAAAGAGACUGUCCGGAGGUUAUGGUUGCAGAGACUCCCGACAGCAUCGAGGGCGCUCCUCGCAAUGGUACCAGAGAGCGCAAAGUUGGAGGAUCUGGCAGCGAUGGCCGACAAGGUGCAGGAGUCCAUGGGCUCAGGGGUGAUAGCAGCUGUAGCAACCCCGGAGAGCCAGUUGACCACGACGAUAAAUGCUGACCUGAUAAGUGGGUUCCGAGAUAUGGCUUUGGAAAUAAGGCAACUUAGGACUGAAGUGAACGAACUCAGGUCAAGGCCUUCGACAAGAGAUUUCCGUCGGAACAGGAACCGGUCGCGUUCAAGGUCGCGCGGCACGAACAGGAAUCCGAAUUGGUUGUGUAGAUACCACUUCAAGUUCCGGGAAAAUGCACGGAGCUGUACCCAGCCGUGUGCCUGGGGCAGGCAGCAGCCGUCGGCAGGCGUAGCGCCGCCGACAGCAUAUACCUGGCAGCAGCAGUCGGCAGGCGCGGAGCCGCCGACCGCGUUCAACUGGCAGCCACCGCAGGGAAACUAG